AUGAUUAGCAAAGUUCGAAGGCAUCAAAGUGACUUGCCACAUGACCAAACGCUCGAUUCACUCGAAGGUAAUGGAGAUCAGCGAGGUGGUCCAAGUGAACUUCAAGAUCUGCAACUUCAUAUUUUGAGCAAAAAUAAGAACUUUGUGGUGUUGAAUAAGGGCCCAGACGAGCGAUUAGACGGCGCAUUUGACGUGACACUAGAGAAAGCGUUGACCCGAGAUUUUCCGCACGUGGAUAAAUUUCGCUGGAUUCACCAAUUGGAUUUUGCAACGUCAGGUGUCUUGGUCGUUGGAGUGAAUAAAGAAGCGACAGCGACUGGGUGUCGUCUUUUUCGAGAAAAGCAGGUGCAAAAAGAGUAUUUGGCUGUGAUUCGUGGUCAUUUACCCUUUGAUCCAGCAAAAUGUACUGACAUGGAAGAAUUGGAGCGGUUUAGGAAUCAGCAACGGGGCUCAAGAAAGCACCAGAAAAUGCCUGGAUAUCCGCGUGGAGCACGACACGGACCAAAUUUGUUUGCAAUGGAACAGGCUCAGCUUUUGCGUGAUCAUCACAUACGUGAAAAUUCAUUCAUCAAAACUCAAACUCGUGCAUUAACACCGACAGAAUUAGCCUUUACAAAGAUGACAUGGCAUGACUUAACUAAAGAGGAAAAAGACACGUAUUUGCAAAGAGCAAAAGUUGACAAAGAGCGCUUUCUUAGAGAAUUUAGUGAAUUUUUGAGUCAAGAAAAGAUUCGACUUGCUCACGAGCGGAAGUAUGAUAGUCUUAAUGGUGAUGAUAGGGGGAGGUGCCAUGAGCCUGUCGCUUAUAUAUUUGAUUCCCCAAUCCUCGAGCCACACGAAAGUACGGGUGUGUUUCGCAUGCUGGUGGGAAGCAAGAAUGACAUCAUGGCAAAACAAUCCACAACAAUUUGCUUCGUCCUGGGACACUCAAUGUACAAUGGCGAACCUGUGACGAAGGUUUUAUUACGACCACUGAAUGGCCGACGUCACCAAUUGCGACUUCAUCUAGCAGAUCACGGAUUCCCUAUCGCAGGUGAUGUCACUUACGGCUCACAAGAAGAUGAAGCACCGCGCAUGAUGCUGCACGCUUGGCGGAUCUGGCUUUGCGGAUGUCCAGCAGAUCAGAAAAAGUAUGGAGAUUUAUAUUUUGAAAGUCCAGAUCCGUUUGCACUCAUAGUGCCAAGUGAACGCAAAGUGAGCACCAUCACGUAUCACAAGCACAACGAGGCUAGAGCACAACACAUUUGA
Messenger RNA from Plasmopara halstedii, 1248 nucleotides. RefSeq names its product rna pseudouridylate synthase-like protein. Lineage: Eukaryota; Oomycota; Peronosporomycetes; Peronosporales; Peronosporaceae. The record is from RefSeq and is a predicted model, not a curated record. Gene Ontology annotation, biological process: pseudouridine synthesis. The coding region runs from base 1 to 1248 and encodes 415 amino acids. Gene Ontology annotation, molecular function: pseudouridine synthase activity; RNA binding. The transcript is spliced from 6 exons.